Nicotiana attenuata is the source of this 4053-nucleotide messenger RNA. Its product is annotated as protein BREAST CANCER SUSCEPTIBILITY 2 homolog B-like. The transcript is spliced from 21 exons. The record is from RefSeq and is a predicted model, not a curated record. Lineage: Eukaryota; Viridiplantae; Streptophyta; Magnoliopsida; Solanales; Solanaceae. Gene Ontology annotation, biological process: regulation of DNA-templated transcription; double-strand break repair via homologous recombination. Bases 111 to 3524 code for a protein of 1137 amino acids.
CAAAAUUUCCCGCUUUUUCAAAUAAGCUCCCCCUAUUCUCCUCGGCACAAACAAAAUUUCCGAAGCUACUCUUCACAGAUUGAUUUGACAUUGCAUAAAAUUGCCGGAAAAUGCCGACGUGGCAGUUGUACUCCGCCGCCGGGAAUGAUUUCCGAUGGAAAAUCUCCGAUGAAGAGACUAAAAUCGAAGAGUCGAGCUUAGCCCUAGCAGCUCCUCAGCAGCUCCAAUCCAUGGCCGACCUCUUGCGUCAAGGAAGAUCGAAAUUAGCGGGGAGUAGUGAUACAAGUUUCACGGCGAAUUUUCCAGUUUUUCGAACUGGAUCCGGGAAGCCUGUGGCAGUGAAGCAGUCUUCGAUAUCAAGAGCUCUUUCGAUCCUUAAUGAUAAAAACAAUGUGGUCCGGGACACAGGACAAGGGAUUGGAAGAGAGAACAGUUUUGCCUUUCAGGAAGCUGCGUUCCAGAAAGGCUCAGGGAAAGCUCUUAAUGCUCCAGAAUCUUUUUUCCUUUCUGGCUUGGAGAAACAAUUUAACACGUCGAACUCAAUGUUCCAGACAGGCUCUGGUAAAGCAGUUAGUAUAUCUUCCGCAGGUCUUAAUAGGGCCAAGGCAUUGUUGGGCUUGGAAGAAAAUGGUGACAGUGAAACAUUUCAAGGUUCUGAAAAGAAAAAUCGAUCUUCAGACGAGCGCUUUGGGUUUCGGAGUUCAGUUCCUUUCGUGGCAGUAGAGGGGAUUGCUAACACAUGGUCUACUAAAGCUUCAGCAGCUUCACUGUCUCCGUUUGAUGUUAAACUUAACUCCUCAGUUUGUGCAGCGGAGGAGUUAGUACCAGAUUUUCUGCAUCGUGCAGAUAAACCUCCUCCGAUAAAGUUUCAUACUGCUGGUGGUAGAUCAAUAUCAGUUUCUUCUGAGGCAUUGAAACGUGCAAGGAGUCUGCUUGGAGAUCCAGAGCUGGGAUGUCUUGUAGAUGAAAAGGAUGUGGUUGAUCCAUUGUUUUCUUUUCCAAAAGACCACAAAUAUGUUGAUCACUCCUCCAUUAAAGAAUUAAACUCAGAUACUCCUGUUUCCCUCUUAUCGGCAGCAAAAGGCAGUGGCUCGUCAAGCCUUUUUACACCCCCAUUUGGAUCAACUUUGUACCAUAAGAAGUCUUCGGUUAAAACAGAGAAUCUCGCUCCAGCAAGUAACUUGAUGAAGGAGUUUGAUGCUGUGGCAAAAGAAAGCACGAGUAGGCCGGACCAUAGUAUUCCUCAGCAUGGAGAAGCAUUCAACAAGAACUCAGCAGCGAUUGACCUAAGAGAAAAUGACAUCCCUUCAAAACCUAAAUUGCUACAAAGGCCUUCUAGGGGUCCUUUGGUGAAUAUCUCAAAUAACAUUGGAGCUGGAUCUGCAGAUAGAAACCAAAACUUUGGUCAGAAGAGGAAACCUGGAAGGGGAAGUUUUGUUUCUCCAUUUAAGAAGCCUCGAAUUGCCAAAAUUGUCACCCCUCUCAAAAGAAACGAUUCCGGUGCUUCUAAUGGAUUCUCAAAUUCAGCACCACAAUUACCCUCUCAAAAAGGAAAAGCUUCAGUUCGAUAUCCAUUCCAUGUUGCACGAUUGUAUAUGAAGGAGUAUCUUGGGGAUCCCCCAUCAUUCCAGAGCAAGCUAGAGAAUCUGCCAGAUGAAGUGAGAAGGAUGAAUCCAGAUAUUGCUGAAACUCAUGUGUUCAAUGAUAAAUCUUGCUCAGGUUGCAUUGGAGUAAAGUCUUUCUGGGAGAUGCUGUCUCAAUCAGGGGCUUCUAUGCAAUAUGUCUCUAAAGAGUGGGUUACAAAUCACUAUAAGUGGAUUGUUUGGAAACUUGCAUCUUAUGAGAGGUGUUAUAGUACCAAAUUUUCUGGGAAGCUUUUGACAAUCUGCAAUGUACUUGAAGAAUUAAAGUACAGAUAUGAAAGAGAAGUAAAUUAUGGUCAUCGAUCUGCAAUUAAGAGAAUUCUAGAAGGAGACGUCCCACCUUCUUCGAUGAUGGUGCUCUGCAUUUCCAAGGUCUAUUCAAUUUGCAACUCCCCAGUUGGACCUCAAUUUUCUUUGUCUGACACGACCGAAAAUGGAGCUUGUGCAAAAAUUGAACUGACAGAUGGGUGGUAUUCAAUUACUGCUGUCUUAGAUAUACUAUUAUCCAAGAAGUUGGCUGCUGGAAAGCUGUUUGUUGGCCAAAAGCUUAGGAUCUGGGGAGCUCGAUUCUGUGGCUGGACAGGUCCUGUUUCACCACUUGAGGUGUCAGGAACGACUAGUUUGCUACUGCAUAUAAAUGGGGCAUAUAGAGCUCAUUGGGCAUCUCGUUUGGGGUUAUGUAAAGGUGGUGCCAUUCCAUUAUCAUUUUUGUCAAUCAAGGAUGGUGGAGGUUCUGUUCCACUUACAUUGGUCGGAAUUUCAAGGAUAUAUCCUGUUCUCUACAGGGAAAGGUUAAGGAAUGGUGGUUUCGUUGUAAGAUCUGAAAGGAUGGAAGCUAAAGAGAUGCAGUCUUUUAAUCAAAGACGAUGUAGAGUUGUGGAGGGAAUAACCUCAGAAUCUCAAAGGGCAAAGAGAGAUGCGUACAUUGGAAGUGACCAUGAAAGUGAAGAAGGGGCAAGAAUUUUGAAGAUACUAGAGAGAGCUGCAGAACCAGAACUUCUGAUGGCAGAGAUGUCUAAAGAACAGUUGAAUGCAUUUGCAUCCUAUCAAGCAAAGUUGGAGGCAUCGAGGCAGUCUGACCUGCAGAAAUCUCUUGAAAAAGCUUUGCAAGCUGCUGGACUUGCUGAAAGAGACGUCACUCCUUUUAUGCGAGUUAGAGUUGUUGGAUUGACUAGCAAAAGUACUCCAUCGAAGUGCUGCCCACAGGAAGGCUUAAUUACAAUUUGGAAUCCAACUGAGAAACAGCAAUCCGAGCUUGCAGAGGGUCAAGCUUUUGCUGUUACAGGGCUUACACCGAUAAGCUCAGACUCGAGCACCCUUUAUUUGCAAGCAAAAGGGUCCACAGCCAAAUGGCGGCCUUUGUCUCCUAUGGAAAUUGAGGGUUUUGAGCCCUUUUUUUGUCCUCGCCGAUCAGUUCCAUUGAGUAAAUUGGGUGAAGUUCCUAUGUCCAGGGAGUUUGAUAUCGCUGCAGUGGUUGUUUUUGUGGGGCAGCUGUAUACAGAAGCUCAUCAAAGUAAGCAGUGGGUAUUUGUAGCUGAUGGAUCCACAUCUACGUGUGAUUCCAAUGAUGAAUCAGAAACCGUGAUGGCCACUAGCUUCACCUCACCAUGCGUAGAAACUGAUUCAUUUGCACCAAUAAACUCUAAUCUUGUAGGGUCUGUGGUUUCCUUUUGCAAUCUCAUCAAGAGAGCAAGAGAUAAUGUUAAUAACCUCUGGGUAGCUGAAGCAACAGAAAAUUCGACCUAUUAUUUAAAUUUUGAUCAUUCACAUUGUUCUCAUCUGAAAGAAGCCAGCGCUUCUGCUGAAAGAUGGGCAAAGAUUUCUGGUUCGAGACUUGAAAAGCUUAGGGGGAAAGUUCUAUCUAUAAUUAGCUGCCGCUGAACUUGAAGUUUGGUAAGUAAUUUCCCGAGGCUUGUAUCCUAGCUAAUGAAGAGGAUUAAGAUGUACUCCUUUAAGGGCUGCAACUUGAUGCCAUAUAUAGUGAGACCUAUUUAUAUAUGUCUAGUCUUCUGCAAACUUGAUGCACUGCGGAGAUAUCAGUCGGGUCACUACAAGGCAAAAUGAUCCUGCCAAUAUUAGGAUUUUGCUGUGGUUGAAUAGAAGUCCAGGAGUUGCUGUCACUAAAACAAACUGCCUUUUGUUUUAAUUAAGUUGGCUUCAACCAUUAGCAACUACUUUUGUUGGUUUUAGUUUCCGUCAUCUUAGCAUCAACUUUUCUGUCUCGCAUUAUGUGUUUAUGUGACUACAUUUCCCAUCAUGAAGGUUUAAUCUCUGUACCUAAUAUAUUUAGGGAGAAAGCUUGGUUUAACAUAGGAUUCGUACUCUUUUUUGGGUAAAUAGGCCAAAGGAAUUGUAGCAUUGGAGAGCAUGUUUGAAACUUUUUUAAUGAAUUAAUCAUGAUUUGGGUUAA